Molecule: messenger RNA, 1512 nt
Organism: Ostrea edulis (European flat oyster)
Lineage: Eukaryota; Metazoa; Mollusca; Bivalvia; Ostreida; Ostreidae
Exons: 13
Coding region: 130-1374 (414 amino acids)
Source: RefSeq, a predicted model, not a curated record
AUUCGACACGUAUUUACUCAUAGUCUCUUUUGGUUUUGUCAUUAAUCCUUUGUCACGUGACACUUUAUAGGGUAUAUGUAUUGCGCCAACUUGAUUCAGUAAGACCUGAACAUUUAGUCAAACGAGAAAAUGCUUAGAUUAGUACUUGUAGGGGCCUUAGCCUCUGUGGCUUUCGGCAUGAAUCUGGGAGGCUUGAACCUGGGAGCCAUGUCCGGUCUCAUGGGGAACCUUGGAAACAUGCAACAGCUCAUGCAGAACAUGCCACCAGGGGCUAUCGAGGAUGCUAUGAAAAAUCUUACCCCCGAAAAAAUUAACGAGGCCCUAGAAAGCCCCCAAAUGCAGAAAAUGAUGCAGAGCAUGGGAAUCUCAAAAGAACAGGCUGAACAGGCCGUCAAGAUGAUGCCCAAGGACCCUAAAGUGCUCACCGGCAUGAUGACCCAAAAAUUAAGUGGCACCAAGUCUGCUCUGGAAGGGAUGGGCAUUCCAGUUGAUGAACUACCCCAGAUUAUCGGUGAGCUGAAAACUAAGUUCAAGGAUGAUUUCGGAAUUGAUGUUGACAACGAUGAUGAAGAGUCCGUCGUGGGCAAACUAAAGCAGGUAGCCAUUGACCGUCUGAAGGAGGAAGGAGUCGAUAUUGACCCCGAAGAUCCCGAGAAAACCAAAAAAUCAAUCAUCCAGAGAGCCAAAGCUUAUUUUGGAGUCUCUCCCGACAUGGAGGACGAGGAAUUCAGACAGAUGGUCCUCAAGGACGUUCUGAUUAACCUCCAACAGGAAGGAUUUGACAUCAACCCUGAGGAGCCAAAAGAGGCCAUUUUGAAGCUGAAAUCCAUGGCUUUCGAGAUGGCUAAGAACUACGGCUUUGAGAUCAAUGAGCAGAUGGAAUGGCCCGAAAUCAAGGAAAAGAUCAUGGGAGUGAUGAGAGAGAAGGGAGUUCCUGUUGACGACCAAGAGAAACUAAUCCCUUACCUGAUGGAGAAAUUCCAGGAAUAUCAGCCACUCAUCAUGGAAUUCAUGAAUAGCAUGCAGCCCCAAGUUGUUCCACAAAUGGUGCCUCAGAUGAUCCCCCAGAUGCGACCUGUGCCAAUCAUGCACGCCAUGCCUGUCCAACGCCCACCAUUCGCCAUGCCCUUGACUCUUAACCUCGAGGUGAACAUUGACGGUGAUAAUGACGAGUCAAGCUUUGGUGGAAGAUACCAGUAUAACGAGCAAGAGGAAAUGAUGGAGAUGUUCCAGGACCUCAUUCACUACCGUCACAUGGCCAAAAGACUGAUCGCAGAGAACCAGAUGCUUCAACACCGCCUGAUGUCCUUGGAGAGACCAGUCAUGUCAAGGUCUCCCAUGAUAUCCGCUAUCAUGGCUAGGUCGGAGGAAUAAGAAAGAGAAGGAAAUGGAGCGAGAGAGACAUGUAAUGAAGACCUGCAGCUCCAACCAGAACAACAAACAACACGUGUUGAUAAAAACUAAUGUUAGGAUUCAUCUUUUCACAUCGUCAAUAAAAUUUUGUGAACCAAA